Molecule: messenger RNA, 303 nt
Organism: Amoebophrya sp. A120
Lineage: Eukaryota; Dinophyceae; Syndiniales; Amoebophryaceae
Source: the annotation of a GenBank genome assembly
AUAUCUCAUCUGCACGACCUGGAGGAGUUCGAGUUUCGACCCUCGUAAAACUAGGUAUGGCGCUUCAGAGUUUUUAGAAGUACUCGUAUACGUACUUCGAUAUUAAAAAGGAUCAUAGAGGUCUAGUCUAUGUCAACUACAGGUCACAGCAGCCACCAAAAGUCUAGUAGUGAAACCAAAUCGUACUUCUAACAGAAAAUGGUACAGCCCGCAGGCAGUGCGACAAACGAGUCCAACAACGACCAAGAGUGGGAGUCUACGGAAGAUGAGGAGCCGGCGGGGGACCAAGAACUACAACCUGGC